Xiphophorus maculatus (southern platyfish) is the source of this 5789-nucleotide messenger RNA. It is a transcript of the gene mctp1b, whose product is annotated as multiple C2 and transmembrane domain-containing protein 1-like. The record is from RefSeq and is a predicted model, not a curated record. Bases 192 to 2840 code for a protein of 882 amino acids. Lineage: Eukaryota; Metazoa; Chordata; Actinopteri; Cyprinodontiformes; Poeciliidae. The transcript has 21 exons. Gene Ontology annotation, molecular function: calcium ion binding. Gene Ontology annotation, biological process: regulation of neurotransmitter secretion. Gene Ontology annotation, cellular component: synaptic vesicle membrane.
UGUGGACAGAGUGGGAGAAGCUUCGGGGUGAAACGGCAGCCAGCUGUGCAGCAGAGACUGCCCAGCCUGCAUAUCCGUGUUUCAGCGGGUUGCUCUCGGUGUAGUGCGGGCUUUUUUUUUUUUUAAUCUUUUUAUUACUGGUUGCGUAAGUCGGCAGAGCAGCAGCGUCCGUCGGAGCUCUGGGCAGGAGGAUGGAGGGGAGUGAAGGGGACGAGAAUGAGAGCGGCUCGGUGUGGAAACAGUUUCAAGCCAAGGCUAAGCCGCUUCUCAGUCCCAAGCUGGGCGGCCGAGAGCCGGACGAGCAGAGCAAGAGGAGCAUGUGGAUGUUCAAGAAGACUAAGCGGAAGGAGAACGUCGCUCUGGACCGGGUUAUCUCUUCCUCGCAGCCCGACCUGCUCUUCUCCGCUCAGGUGACGGACGUGAAACCGCAGGAGGCUCCGCUCUGCGGCAAACCUCCCGGGAGCAGCGCCCUGCCUGGCCGGGAGAAGCUCCACUCGUCCAUCAAGCGCAAGUCCGCCGGCGCGAGCAAAUCCACGGUGGCUCAGCUGGUUCAGUCCCACCACAAGAGCUCCUCGUUGGGGUCCGCGUGCCUGGAGAGGCUGACGGAGCCUCCGGGCGGCAGCCGCGGGAGCGACGCGGCCGCAGCGCAGGCGGCGGCGGUGGAAAGCCACCUGGAGAGGAAGCAUGAGCAGGCGGGCAUGGGGGCGUCCUGCUCCUCGGGGAGCCCCUCUGAGGCAGCCACCCCCCCACCAGGGAUGUAUAAGCUGGAGAUCGAGCUGAAGCGAGGACACAACCUCGCCAUCCGAGACCGAGGAGGCUCCAGCGAUCCCUACGUCAAGUUCAAGCUGGCUGGUAAAGAGGUGUUCAGAAGCAAGACCAUCCACAAAAACCUCAACCCGGUGUGGGACGAGAAGACCACGCUCAUCGUGGACAGUCUGAGCGAACCGCUCUACGUCAAGGUCUUUGACUAUGACUUUGGUCUUCAGGACGACUUCAUGGGUUCUGCUUUUCUUUACCUGGAGUCUCUAGAGCAGCAGAGGACGAUACCGGUGACUCUGGUGCUGAAGGACCCGCAGCUCCCCAACGAGGACCUGGGCUCUCUGGAGCUGGCAGUUACCCUGACGCCUAAAAGCAGCCCCAUGGAGGAGCCUCGAGACACGGCGACCAUGCUGCUCAGGAGGUCCUGGAAACGAUCCACAAAGCAGCAGCAGUCAUUGCGUCUCACUGACGUGCAUCGGAAGUCCCAGCUGUGGCGAGGGAUCGUCAGCAUCACGCUGAUCGAAGGUCGGAACCUCACGCCCAUGGACCCCAACGGCCUGAGCGACCCCUACGCCAAGUUCAGGCUGGGGCCACAGAAGUACAAGAGCAAGACGAUGUCGAAGACCCUGAGUCCUCAGUGGAGGGAGCAGUUUGACCUUCAUCUGUAUGAGGAAACAGGAGGCGUUCUAGAGAUCACAGUGUGGGACAAAGACACGGGGAGGAGAGACGACUUCAUCGGACGCUCCCAGUUGGACCUAUCCACUCUGAGUAAAGAGAAGACCCAUCACCUGGAGCUGCCGCUGGAGGAGUCCCGGGGCGUCCUGGUGCUGCUGGUCACGCUGACGGCGUCGGCGGCGGUCUCCAUCGCCGACCUGUCCCUCACACCGCUGGAGGACCCAGAAGAACGCAGAGAGAUCCUCAAACGAUACGGUGUGAGGAAGUCGUUGUCCAACCUGAGGGACGUGGGCAUCGUCCAGGUGAAGGUGCUGAGAGCCGAGGGGCUGAUGGUCGCUGACGUAACAGGUAAAAGUGACCCUUUCUGCGUGCUGGAGAUGAAUAACGACAGACUGCAGACACAUACCAUAUACAAGAAUCUCAACCCUGAGUGGAACAAAGUCUUUACCUUCAAUGUGAAAGAUGUUCACUCGGUCCUGGAGGUGUCAGUGUUUGACGAAGACAGAGACAGGAGUGCAGACUUCCUGGGAAAAGUGGCCAUUCCUCUUUUGAAUAUCCGGAACGGCGUCCAGAGAGCAUACCUGCUAAAAAACAAGGAGCUCACCGGCCCGACCAAAGGAGUCAUCUACCUGGAGAUGGAAGUCAUCUACAACACGAUAAAGGCUGCUUUAAAGACCGUGGUUCCUGCAGAACAGAAAUACGUGGAGGAAGAACCAAAAGUUUCCAAGCAGCUGCUGCAGCAGAACUUUAACCGGGUCAAGCGGUGCAUCAUGGUCCUCUUCAGCUAUGGUACCUACAUUAACAGCUGCUUUGAGUGGGAGUCGUCACAGAGGAGCAUCACGGCUUUCAUUCUGUUUGUGGUGGUGGUCUGGAACUUUGAGCUCUACAUGCUGCCACUUGGCCUGGUUCUGCUGCUGGUCUGGAACUACUUCUUCUCCUCAGGCAGAGAGACGGCGGAGACGUCCAUGGAGGCCAUGUUUGAAUGGGAGGAUGAUGAAGAGGACAAGGAAGAAAAGGACUCUGAGCACAAAGGCUUCAUGGAUAAACUGUACGCCAUCCAGGACGUGUUCAUCAGCGUACAGACCGCUCUGGAUGAAGUCGCUUCGUUUGGAGAGAGGUUAAAGAACACCUUUAACUGGACAGUGCCUUUCCUCAGCUGGUUGGCGAUCGCUGCCCUGUGCCUGGCCACACUGCUGCUCUACCUCAUACCGCUGCGAUACCUCGUACUCGCCUGGGGUGUGAACAAGUUCACUAAGAAGCUUCGUGAUCCAUACAUGAUCGAAAACAACGAGCUUCUGGACUUCCUGUCCAGAGUUCCAUCUGAUGUUCAAAUGAUGCAGUACAGAGAGCUGAGAGCCGAUCCAGGACAAAGCCCCAACAAGCGCAGGCGGGCGUACCCCAGCUAGCUGGAAGCUGUAAACUUUGUACAUUUAUUGUAAUUUCAUAUUUGGUUUCUUAACCGUGUCCUCUUGUACAUUUGAUUCUGACAAAGAUGCAUUUACUGAUUUUUUUUAUUUAUUUUGUUGCUACCAAACUGAAUUGUUUUCUAAAUAUUUGAAAGAAAAAGUUGUUGUUGUUCAUUUUAUUGAAUUUAUUUCUCUCCACCCAACCCAACCCUCCUUGUUAAAGUGAUGAAAUAAAGGAAUGUGUCGUCUGCAUGCAGUGCUGCUGUCGCAUGCAACCGGAGCAGAGUCACUCUGACCUGAAUGUGUCGUCGCCGUGUCUGAAAACAGAGCUGCAUGCUGUUUCUGUUCUGACCCAGGAUGUCCUCAACCUCAGAGGCCAGCGCCACAAGGUCCGCUGUUAUUCCACCCAUUGGUUUUCUUUUUAUUUCCGUCAGUCGGGGGAACAAAUGUUUUCGUGUGAAUUCAGCUUCAAGUACAUGGCAACAGCCAAAGUCGCUGCAGCCUAAAGAUUUCUCCACUCAAAUGAGUUUUUAUAUUCCUGUGGGGGUUCUCAUGAGCGGUUAUAAGCAGUUAGUGUUUUACUUCCAGUUUGUAGCUUUUUUAUUAUCUGAUGAAUGCCAGUUUAAAACAGCUUUAGGACAAAAUUUUACCAAGUAACAUUUGAAAUAAGAUAAAACUAACUUCCAAGUAAGAUACAGAAGCUUGUUUUAGGUUAAUAAUUCCUUAAUAUUUAUAGAAAAUGUACUUGUUCCUUUGUCAGAUUACUUCAUUUGUGACAUGGGAAAAAUGUUUUCUUAUAGGUGGAAUAAUUUGCUGGUGGAACUAGUACUUUGUAAAUCAAUUUUAAGGUGCUACUUGUGUAAAACAAGCUCUUAUAUCUGACUGAAAAGUUACCAGUAAGUUAGUUCUGUCUUAUUUCAAGUGUAUUGAAAUAUUUGCACCAGAAACUACACAAAAUUACUUUGUAAGUAACUUUAUCUACUUAAUAAGUAAAUAAAAUGACUUCUUGGCAGAUUGAUAGAUUGACAGCCUGCAGUCUGCUGGUCCUCUGCGUGUCCGGGCCGGGUGAAGGUUUCCCGUGUUGGGAAAAAAACAACAAAAAACCCAAAACAUCUUUCUCAAAAAUGUUCAUCUAAAUGCAGGAGCUAAGUCAGUCAGCAAACAGUUGGACUUUGCGGAGAUUUCCUGUGCUUUUCUUUCCCGAAGUUGUGUGGAACAAGAUGUGAAACUGCAGCAGACGUAACAGUAAAGUCUGAACCCUUAAUAUUUGCUCAUAUAUAGUUUUGUCUCCCACUGAUGUAAAAACUGUUUGAGUUGUUUUAAAUGAGCUGAAAUGAUUAGCCGUUGGUCUUCCACUGCUAUGAGGAUUUCUUUCUUUCACAGCAGCACAAACAUUUUACUUUUUAGAUCUCAAGAAAUUUGAGAACCGAUUCACCUGAUCAGCCAUCAGUCCAAGUGUUACAACUCAGUAAAUGUACAGAGAGGUCUAUGUAAGAAGAAAACAUUUCAGAGAGGUUUGGCAGAUGAUUUCCUCUGCAGUUCUGAGUGAAGAGUUAAAAUACGACAGCUUCAACUGCUCAACUCGUCUCAGAUUUUAUUUUUGAAACUCUUCAGUCACAAAUGUAAACCUGGGUGGUUUAAGGAGCAAAAAUAACAUCUGCAGCUCCUGUCUUUGCUGCACAAACACAAUAGAUGGGAUUGUUUUUUCAGUCUGUUUUAAUCUACAGCAAAAAAAUUUAUAAAAUUUAGACAUAGCACGAAAUUUAUUCAACUUCUAAAUAUUUCUAACUUUAUAGAAGUUAAAAUGUUGUAAACACAAAUGAAAUGUCGUCUUCCUUACACCUGUUCCCAGAUUAAAGGAAAUAAAAAACAGUUAACUAUCAAUGCAAUUUUAUCAUAGCUUUUAAAGUAUUUAAUGACCGUUCUUUAGGGUCUGCAACAUUUGUCCAAUUAGUUUUUUUUUUCUUAUCUUGUUUCUCUCAAAUGCAAAUUAUUGGAUGUCUCCAUCAUUUUUGUCUUAAUGUGGAAGUGAGAUGGCAAAUGUGCCACAAACCUGGAUAUGUUUUUAUUUAGGUGUGUUAUACUCAGCUGGUAAAAAUAGAAUUAAAAAAAAAAUUAUUUUCCAUUAAUUAGCAAAAAGACAAAAAAGAAAAAAUCAAGACAAAAAGUAAACUAACUGAACAUCCUCCAAAAGUAUUCCAUAUUUUCUGUCUGUUGUAAACCAAACAAACACAAACUGAAUCAGUUUUGAACCAAAAUGUUGAUCUAAAUUCUGAGGACAAUAAUUUGGUGCUUUUCUCAUAAGCGUGGAUAUUUUUCCAGCCUUGUGUAACUUUUGUAACUUUUCAUAAGUCCAUUCUGUUAACGCGACCAGACAUAUCUGAAUCGUGCAUAUUCAUAUCUCAGUAUCUGUUUAAUGCUUUGGGUGGGAAUGCAGCCAAUAUCUUGCAGCGGUCAGACAUUUGGAGCUGACCUCCUCUUAGUGUUUACAACUGCUAGGAAUCAGUUUCUCUGGUUUUGUCAGCAACUUUAGAUGGAAGCUCAGCAGAUGUCAGUGUUCACAUGAACAAUGAGCACUGAUGUCUGAUAACCAAAGAACAAGAAGCAUAAAGACCUUAUUUGACCCGGUUUGUGUUCCUUUUUUCAGAUUUUUUUCCCCGCUGCUCUUUGUUUCACUUUGUUGAUCCUGUUUUAUCGCUGUCUUCCUCUCAGCAUCUCCGUCUUUGUCUUUUUAACGUUGGGAUGCAAAGACCUGCAUGUAUGUGGAAGCUCCUGUCUGUAAGUGUUUUGCAUGAUUGAUCCUAAACUAUACAAGUGCAUUUAUGAACACUAAACGUGCGUAAAAGAUGAUUAUUGAUCCGACGUAGUGUAAACUCCCCCGACGAGACCGCACUUCUGUCGUUAUUGAUCUGUUUUUGACUUCUUUGAGAAAAUAUAUUUCUUCACAGA